CAGUUCUGCAGGGCUCUUCUGUCAAGACCGUAGUCUGCUCAUAAACAGGCACUGCCACAGUGAAAACAGUCGGCUACUUUUAGGUGUAGCCGUAUGAUUCGCCUAUUUAUUGUCUUUUAAAGAAUUAACUUCAUGGCUGCGACAGGACACCGGGACUCCUCAGAACGAGAAGGCCUGUCCUCCUCUGUGACUCACUACGGCUCCACAGACAGCAGCGGCGAGUAUGACCAUCACAGUGGCAGUCAUGGCAACAACCACAGCAACCAUCAGUUUCCCACGACGGGAGCAGGUCAUUGGGUUGGGGCUGAUCAGGAAGAGGAAGCCCUUCGCAGGAAGCUUAAAUACUUCUUCAUGAGUCCUUGUGAUAAAUAUCAUGCUAAGGGCCGCAAGCCUUUUAAACUGAUCCUGCAGCUGCUCAAGAUCAUUAUAGUCACAGCUCAGUUAGUGCUGUUCGGCCUCAGUAACCAGGUGGUGGUGACCUUCAAGGAGGAGAACACGAUGACCUUCAAACACCUCUUCCUCAAAGACUACGAUGAGUCCACAGAUGACUCCUUUGCUGUUUACACGCAGAGCGAUGUCUAUGACCACAUCUUUUAUGCCGUGGAGCAGUAUCUGGCUUUACCAGAGACCACAGUGGGACGCUAUGCAUAUGUCUACGAUGUCGGUGUGAAUGGCAGCGCGCUCUCCCUCUGCCAGCAGUACUACAAGAAGGGACGCAUUGACCCAGCCAACGAUACCUUCAGUAUAGACCCUCACAUCAUCACAGACUGUAUAGGUGUGAACCCUCUGUCGGUCCCUCCGGCUCCACUCGGCAGCAGCUACAAGAACUUUACGCUCAAGUUCCACAAGCUCAUUAAUGUCACCAUAGAGUUCAAGUUGAAGGCAAUCAAUAUACAGACCAUCAUCAACAACGAGAUCCCAGACUGCUACACUUUUUCCGUAACGAUAGUUCUGGACAACAAGGCUCACAGCGGCAAGGUGAAGAUCCGGUUAGAAAACCAGGCAUCAAUAAAGGAGUGUAAAGACCCGAGCAUCUCUGGACAUGCUGACAGCUACUCACGUGUAGCUUUUGAUAUCAUCGUGGCUCUGGUGUGUGUCGUGUCACUGCUGCUCUGUGGACGCUCCAUACUGCGAGGCAUCAUGCUGCAACAGGAGUUUGUGCAGUUCUUCAAGGAAACUCUGGAUCGUAAAGUGUGCUGGGGAGACCGGCUUGAGUUCAUUAAUGGCUGGUAUAUCCUCCUUAUCGUCAGCGAUAUCCUCACCAUCACUGGCACUAUCAUCAAAGUCGGCAUUGAAUCUAAGAACAUGUCCUCCUAUGACCUCUGUGGUAUCCUGUUGGGGACCUCCACACUUCUGGUGUGGGUGGGAGUCAUCCGCUACCUCACAUUCUUCCAGAAAUACAAUAUCCUGAUCGUCACACUUCGAGCAGCGUUCCCCAAUGUGAUUCGGUUCUGCCUCUGUGUGGCCGUCAUCUAUCUGGGUUACUGCUUCUGUGGCUGGAUCGUCCUGGGACCAUACCAUGUCAAGUUCCGUUCCCUGUCCAUGGUGUCGGAGUGUCUGUUCUCCCUCAUUAACGGGGACGACAUGUUUGUGACGUUCGCGGAGAUGCAGGAGAGCAGUACUCUGGUGUGGCUGUUCAGCCAAGUUUACCUGUACACUUUCAUCUCGCUCUUCAUCUACAUGGUGCUGUCGCUGUUUAUUGCCCUCAUCACAGGAGCCUAUGAGACCAUUAAGCACCAAACCCAAGAACCCAUCCAUAUCACAGACCUACACGCCUUCAUAGCAGAGUGUACAGAUGCACCAAGCUCUGGGAAGUUCAGGGGUCUGGAGACCUCGCCGUGCUCCUUCUUCUGCUGCUGUGACAGGACGACGACGUACGAGGACGUCCUGCUGGUGAACUGACGUUGAUCUCAGUGACCUCAAUAGCCUCCCCUGCUGACCACAGGGAUACACUGCACAGUCCUGAUGCCCAGUGUCUCUGUACAAACAUACUGUGUCUGUGUCAAACCUCAGCACUCAUCUGAAGGAGUCACCGCCAUCAGCCGGACCAGCACUCUGUAGAGGGAGUAUGUAACAACAGUCUUUUCAUUGGACCUAUUGCUUUUCCUGUCCUCGACUCCAUGAAGAAGAAACUGAGGACUGAUCAGAGGCUGGACUUGUCCUCUGUAUGAAGAGGAAGACAAGGCAGCAUCAUGGAUGACUAAUGCAAAUACAUUUCUCUGUUCCUUGUUGGUAUUUAAAACAAGUAUCAGUAUUUUUUCUUAUGUAUUUAACAAUGCACAAUGCUGAACCAGGAAAAGGACCUGUUGUAAAGAUACUAAGUGGGUACAACUGCCAUGAUGAGGACUGCAGAAGAGCAUACAUGGUGCUGACUGUUUUUAUGGUUUUUUUUUUGUUGUUGUUUUUUUUACUAUAGUAUUUCAAAUUCAGUUACCUCUUGAGGACAGGGCUCUUAAAAUGAGGCAUUUAUACAUCUCACAAAACAUAUCCACUGUCUUCUCCUUUUUACCAAAACCCAUUUUGAAAUAGUGUUCUUUACUGCAAAAAUGACUCAGCAGAGGACACUAGAAUCAUACUGGGACAUGUAAAUGUAUACAGUAUGAGAGGAAGAAAUCCACCUUCUAGUAGUCUGUCUUUAUUUAAGACAAUCAGGGAGAUGACUUCCAGAAAAAUACUGGAAAACAGGACCAUAUACAGAAUGCGGUUUUAGGUGUUGACUUGACUCGAUUUGUUUGCUCUACUAUGAGCUGCACCUACAGUAUAAAGUUUCAAACAGUUUCUCUAGCUGCGCUUUUACUGCACAAGCAUCACAUUGCCUUCAAAUGUGGAUCUUUGUUUUGUUUUUGUUGCUGCACUUGAUUGCUGUAGUAGAUUGUGUUGCAUUUAUCUGAGUAAAGAUCAAUACAGUGGGAUGCACUCACUCACUAAUGAAGCACUCAGCAUUGCCUGUGGUCAGCUACAACAAGGAAAGCUGCUCUCCAGAGCCAUAUGCAUGUUUCUUUAAUGAUGCCAAAGUUCAGAAGGUAGAAAUCUGACCCCCUUUCUCCAUCUCUUUACGGCACUGACGGCCAUCAACAAAUAGCAUCCGACUUGUUUAGUCUUUAGGGAAAAAAACUUGACUUGCCUUACAAAAUAGAGCAGGGGUUUGGGGUAGAUAACAAGGAGAUGUAAUGAUGGCAGAAACGUAUUUGUAGAGCUGCUAUAAUGUCUUGCCAUGUCUUCAUAAUUAUGUCUUGUCUAAAACUGUAGACCAGUGACCGGAUCUUUAGUGGACGCUUGAAUAACUUUAUUUCUCUUUGUCUAUGUACCGCAUAAAACGCACAGUAGUAUAGGGAGUCUCACAGUCUGGACUCCAGAAGGUGUUUUUAGGACAAUAGUUUAUUUUGUUAGGGAGAGAUGAUCUUUUAGCAGUAACAGGUUAAUUGAGUGUAAGAUGACAGUAUUUUUUUAGUCAUCUCAUAUUCUGUCUUAUAAACAAACACGUCACAUUUAAGCUAAUUAUUCGUAGGGACUUUGGCUCGAGAUGACAAAUGUGUGCCAAAUGUAUCCAAGGCCUUAACUUUAAAUGGUAUUACAUGCAUGUUUAUAUUAUCUAGUACCUCUCCUACAGUUUGAAGGUAUCAUGUUUUUUUAUACAAAUAAUAUGCACUUGUACUUGUGAAAUGCAAACAUGAAGUCAUCUACAUGGUGUCAUAUGUUGCCAAUCUACUGAUUAAACUUUCCCGGGUCAUCUUUGAUAUUAAAACUGUUUG
Molecule: messenger RNA, 3752 nt
Organism: Seriola dumerili (greater amberjack)
Lineage: Eukaryota; Metazoa; Chordata; Actinopteri; Carangiformes; Carangidae
Gene: mcoln1a
Product: mucolipin-1-like
Exons: 14
Coding region: 133-1902 (589 amino acids)
Cellular component (GO): plasma membrane; lysosomal membrane
Molecular function (GO): NAADP-sensitive calcium-release channel activity
Source: RefSeq, a predicted model, not a curated record